AUGGCGGCCGACUUAGCGAGGAAGAAGCGUGAACUUGCCAACAAGGGCACAUUACUCGUUUCAUUUGGUCUAGUCAGUGCCUCCAUUUUCGACUUCGACAUCGUCAUUCCUGCUGUUGCCGUCUUCGUGUCCAAAUGUGACAGUGCAUUUGUGUCUACCAACUAA
Molecule: messenger RNA, 165 nt
Organism: Echinococcus granulosus
Lineage: Eukaryota; Metazoa; Platyhelminthes; Cestoda; Cyclophyllidea; Taeniidae
Exons: 2
Coding region: 1-165 (54 amino acids)
Source: RefSeq, a predicted model, not a curated record